UUCCGGUUCCCUUUGGUUCCUCCAUCCCGCCCUCUCCUGUUCCUAGGCUCCUGCGCAGCUUGUGCUGUCCCGGGAGGAGGUGAGGCGUCUGUCCUUCAGGGAUCCCCCAGACCUGGCAUGGAGAGCUUGGAGGAGUGCGGAGAGGACGCCGCGCUGGAGCCCUGCAGGACCCCCCAGGCCUCCGUGACAUUCAAGGAUGUGGCCGUGGACUUCACCUGGGAGGAGUGGAGGCUCCUGGACCCUCCCCAGAAGGAGCUGUUCUGGGAGGUGAUGCUGGAGAACUACAGGAACCUGGUCUGCCUGGACCUUGCUGAUUCAAACAAGGAUGUGAUGAUGUCUAAGCUGGAGUCAGGGGAACCACAUUGGAUUCCAACUGGUGGUGUCCUAAGAAGCGGCUGGCCAGGUUGGGAAUCGAGGCCUCAGAACAAGGAGUCAGCUCCCAAGAUGAAUUUUUCUGUGAAAGUCUUAUUCCCGGAAAAUUUCUUGGGGGAUGAUCCAAGGAUCUACAGGAUGGAGAAAGCCUGGGAGUGUGAUGGCAGAUUGAAGAGAAAGCAGAGCAUGGAGGGGAAACCUUCUAGAGGAAUAAUCCAAGCAGAACCUCCCAGUGAGGCUGGAGGCUCUGAAUAUGGUAUAUACAGUCAGACCUCUAGCCCAGAGCCAGGUCUUUUUCCACAACAGGGAGCAUCUAUAGUUAUGCAGGUCCAGAAAGGAGAUAACUUGGGAGGGAGUUCCACCAUGUAUUUGAACCAAGGACAAUGUGAUCAAAUCCAUUCCAGGAAGAAAUGUCCUAAUAAGGUUACAAAAUGUCAGAAAGUGGUGGGUCCUGAUUUGGGCUGCAUAAAAAAAUGUGGAAUUCUUUCUGAAGAGAAAGUUCAUGAAAGGGAGAAUUCUUUCCCCGGAAAUGAUGAAUUUGGUCCACACCUGACAACUGAUAGGGAGACAAAGUUUAAUGAAUUAACUAAACAGAGGAAGACAGGUCGUGCUGAACAUUACUCUCAUCGUCAGAGUAGAGAGAGACGGUACAAAUGCAAUGAAUGUGGAAAGGCCUUCCAGGAAAAGGGAUAUCUUAAAGCACAUUACAGAAUUCAUACUGGAGAAAAACCUUUUAAAUGCAGUGAAUGUGGUAGGGCUUUCUGCCAAAAUAUAGAUCUUAUCCGACAUUUUAGGAUUCAUACUGGAGAGAAACCUUUUAAAUGCAGUGAAUGUGGUAGGGAUUUCUGUCAAAAGACAGAUCUUAUCCAGCAUUUUAGGAUUCAUACUGGAGAGAAACCUUUUAAAUGCAGUGAUUGUGGGAAAGCCUUUUCUAGAAGCACAAGUCUAACUUUACAUCAGAGAUCUCAUACUGGAGAGAAACCAUAUGAAUGCAAUGAAUGUGGGAAGGCAUACGGGUCAAACUCUCACCUUUCAGAACACAGGAGGAAAACUCAUAAAGGAACAGGAUUUCACGAAUGCGACAUAUGUGGGAAAACAUUCUCUGGGAAGUAUAAUCUUACUAAUCACAGUAGAAUUCAUACUGGAGAGAAACCCUAUGAAUGCAGUGAAUGUGGGAAGACCUUCCGCCUGAAGGCAGGUCUUACAUUUCACUUCAGAAUUCAUACUGGAGAGAAACCUUUCAAAUGCAGUGACUGUGAGAAAGCCUUUUCUAGAAGCACAAGCCUAAAUAUACACCAGAGAUCUCAUACUGGAGAGAAACCAUAUGAAUGCAAUCAAUGUGGGAAGACUUUCCGCUCAAACUCUCACCUUUCAGAACACCGGAGGAGAACUCAUGAAGGAACAGGACUUCACGAAUGCAAUGUAUGUGGGAAAGCAUUCUCUCGGAAGUAUAAUCUUACUAAUCACAGUAGAAUUCAUACUAGAGAGAAACCCUAUGAAUGCAGUGAAUGUGGAAAGACCUUCCGCCUGAAGGCAGGUCUUACAUUUCACUUCAGAAAUCAUACUGGAGAGAAACCUUUUCAAUGCAGUGACUGUGGCAAAGCCUUUUCUAGGAGCACAAACCUAACUAUACAUGAGAGACUUCAUACUGGAGAGAAACCCUAUGAAUGCAGUGAAUGUGGAAAGACCUUCCGACUGAAGUCAAGUCUUACAUUUCACUUCAGAAAUCAUACUGGAGAGAAACCUUUUCAAUGCAAUGACUGUGGGAAGACAUUCCGGUCAAGUUCUCACCUUUCAAGACACAGGAGAACUCAUGUAGGAACAUGACUUCAUGAAUGCAAUAUAUGUGGGGAAGCAUUCUCUGGGAAGUAUGAUCUUACUACUCACAGUAGAAUUCACACUGGAGAGAAACCCUAUGAAUGCAGAGAAUGUGGAAAGGCUUUUUAUAGAAAGCAAGACCUUAUCAACCAUAAUAGGAUUCAUACUGGAGAGAAACCUUUUCAAUGCAAUGUUUGUGGGAAAAGUUUUCUCUGGAGAAGCUUACUGACUCUACACCAGACAAUUCUUACUGGAGAGAUGAGAGAGACUAGCUCUACCAAAUAAUUGAAGGGACCACAGGACAGGGUGGGAGAUGAGAAAAUAGGUUUGGGGUUCAGGAUGGCCAGAGGUAAGCUGGUAGCUAAUCAAGGCAAAGUUUAUUGAUUAUGCUUUCCAUUAUAUAGAGAAUCUGAAACAGGCUAAGGUUUUGGGUGAGCUUUUUAUAUUCUCAUUGGAAGGUAAUGAUGUACAAGUUUGGUACAAAGGGUUUAAUUAACCUCAUUGAAUGUAGACAGUUUUCUAUAGGCUGAUAAAUCAAUGUCAAUAUGUAACUACCUAACUGAGAUUGCCAGAGAAUGCUUGCAUCAGCAGUUUUUGGAAGAAAAUGCUGUUACAGCAGGAGGUGUGGAAAAGGAGGGGUUUGAAGCCUCAGUCUACAUGUCUAACUUUAGCUGAGCUAUGGUUUCAGUUUUACUGAGGGUCUGCUUCGUCCAGAGCUUGCUCUUAGGGUCUCAGACUUUUUCCCUCAUACAUCUGCUCUCUUUUUACCUAAAUUAGAUAGGAGGAUAAACUGAAUAAAUGCUUGAUUUCAUUUUUGCUUUCUGAGGUGGAAGCAGGGUAUAGACAUUUGGGUCUGAAUACCACGGACCAGGAGUAUGUACUGAAAGAAUGACAAGGAAUAGGGUUGUGGAGGGGGAAUGAUAUCAGUUACAGAUGCAAUGGACGGGGAUCCUUGGAAUAGUUGGACUGGGGUAAAACAAAGGGUGAGGAAGCCACUUAUUAACAUAAAAUUGGGAAAAUGUUUUAUGGAGAAGUGGCUUAGUUAAGAUUCAUCAGUCUUGGGGAGAAUUGUUCUGACAUAUGAACUGUUCUUUUGGCUUAUCCCCAAGUCAUGGGUUCUGUGGCUUGGGUCCUCAGGGUGGUCAUUUGUGUUCUUCAUACUCCAUUGUUCACAAAGGUCCUCUGUCACAUAUGUCUGUUGCUUCUGGCUUGAUGACUUGGUGUGGAUCCACUUGGUGUGGUAUUAGGAAAAACCUCAACCCCAAUGUUAUAUAAUUAAAAACACAACAACCUGAUAGUUCUGGGAUGGGUCAUGUUCCUUUCAAACCCAAUAUGGUUGGUAUAGAUUUCCUAUGGUAUUUUAGUUUUCUGACCAAUUUGCCUACUCUUUGAUUACUCUAAAAUGAAUCAUUUUUCUAGCUUUGUUAGUUACUUGGAAGAGAACUAACAUUAUCCUCAUAAUUUUUUUGAACUCUGUCAUAACCCAUUUACCUUAAACUUUUAGUUCAUAGUACAAGUCAUAAAACACAUUUUCAGUUUUUGUAGACUCAUGCUUGCACAUAGUAUGUGUUUUGGUAACACUCAAUACAUAACAAUUUAGUCAAAAUCAUUUUCUUUUUUAAGUAGUUAUACCUAUGACAUGUUAAUUAGAGAUUAAUCAGAGUCUUGGUGACCUAAUGUCAUUGUUAAAAUAGUUUUUGAGUCUGGUUUGUUUAAAAAUUUGGAGAUGUUCAGUGCACAAUUUGCAUUUGGUGUAAAGAUACAUUCUAGAUUUUUCCCAUAAAAUGUACAAUCUUUCUUUUCUGCUAUUUGCAUAUAAGUGUUGAGUAGUUUAUUCAACUGCUAAUGUUUAUUUAAAUUUCUUUUUUACUGAUAUGUGCCAUUUUUAAAAUGUCUGUUUACUUGUGGCUUUGGUUACAGUAUUAUUUUUUUAUACCAGAUCAAAAUUUUAUGAAGCUCCUAAUUAGCACCUUGGUUUUUAAUUUUCUGUUUACUGUGAAGACAGGGUUAAUAAGUUUGGGGUGUGGGGGGCAGCUGGGAUGCUCUGUGGAUUGAGAGCCAGGCCUAGAGAUGGGAGGUUCUAGGUUCAAAUCUGGCCUCAGAAACUUCCCAGCUGUGUGACCCUGAACAAGUCACUUGACCCCCAUUGCCUAGCCCUUACUACUCUUCUGCCUUGGAACCAAUAUACAGUAUUGAUUCCAAGAUGGAAGGUAAGGUUUUUUUUUUUUUUUAAGUUUGUAGGAAAUUCUGAGUCUUUAGCAACUUUAUCUAAAAGUUGUCCUGCUGGUGAUUUUAUCUUGGCUUCAUAUCCCAGUUGUAAAUGUUAAAUUUAAUGCUUGGACUUAAAUUAUAUGAAAUAAUGUGAACACUGAAAUUAUGAUAUCUCAAGUCAGUUUAUUUACCAAAAUAGAGGGGGGGAAACAAUAAAGUAGAGAAACAUGAAAGAGGUGUGUGUGAAUGUGAGAUUGUGUGUGUGAAAAUGUGAAAGAAAAUACCUAUACUAGUCCUCAGCCAGGAAGGCUGGAAGUGAGUAACCACAAAGCCUCCUCCAAGAUGGAAGCUAGUCUCUUAGGAAACUAGGAAGGGAUUCAGCCUUUUCACUCAUUCAACAAAGUAGUCCAGGAGCCUGAAUCUAAGUUAAAGUCAUGACCCAAGGCACAGUCUCCAGGGUGAAGUUCCCUUGAAGACUAUCUCCAGGAGACUCUACUUUAGGAGACUGACCCAGCAGAAGGAUUUCCUGGUUUUUUGGGUGGUUUCCUGUUCCUGUCUUUCUUCACAGGGACCAAUCACAAUUUCCAAAUUGUGCAGCCCUGCCCAAGGUCAGUGUAUGUGGGAUUGACUUCUACCUCUAGAGGUGUUAAAUCUUCUCCUAGGAUUCACAUGUUUCUGUGUUGUCACACAGUUUGUGGGUUGCAAACCAAUAUAAUGGAAGAGAUGAGUGGAAGGAGGGAGAGGACAGAGAAGGGAAAGGAGAGUUUCUGAGUUGUCACCUACUUUAGCACAUGGGUUGCAGAUAUCCCCUCAGUUAAGGUUAAGUAAGGGUAAGGAUUUCACUUAUAAUGAAUCAUGAAGAUAUUAAAGACAUAUUCCAAAGCUGACUACUGAGCAAAGUGCUCAUGGACCAGACUUAUGGAUAUAUUUCUAAUUUACAGGAUUGAUUUUUGAAUGCUUAAAUUGGUUGGGUAUUGUGGAAAAGAGAAAUUGGGAAAGCCUGCAAAAAACAGGAAUAGCUGGGAUGAUGAUCUGUCAUUCAAAGGAGAGUAUUUGGAAUGUGACUCAGAGAGAGCAGUUGGAGGCAGACCAACUGAAGGCUGGACCUUUUGGCUGGAAAGAGGGAAGAAGGUUCUCUUGGCUUUGGAGACUGAAGCCUGAAGAGGUCUUUGGCUUUGAAAGACAGAAGAAAGAAGGACAAAGUCCAGCUCUCUCUCUCUGAUUUGCUCUGUUGUGAUGGUGAUUGAACUUCUACACCUAUCAGUCAUUUCUCCAAAUUGAACUAUAUUCCAUCAUCUUUCAACCUAAGACUCAUCCUAGUAUUAGGGAAACCCCCAAACCCUCUUCCCUUUCAUUUUCUUAUCCUUCCCUGUCUUCCCCAGUAAAUCUCUUACAUAAGAUAGAGAAGAGAAAAAGAGUAUUUCAUUUGAGACAUCAUAAACUCACUGUUGAGUUGAUUAGAGAGAUCAAUAAGAGAAGCAACAGGAAGGGGGGAGGCAAGAAGGGAGGAAAGGAAUAUUGACAGCCUGAUCUGUAGUUAUCAAUCACUUCAAAUAGGCUCUUAUUACAGUAUUAAAUUUUGCUGAACUUCGAAAUCAAGUCUUUACUGUGAUCUGCAGUCUGGAAGGCUGGCAUGCGACAAUAGCUUCUUUGUAAUGUCAACGACCUAAACUCAGAAUCAGAGUGAGAGGUUGCCAGUGUUCUGAAGGAAGAAGGACUUUGAAAGGAGCUUCUGGUCUGGGCACUGGCUUUGCCACUGUGUUGGUAUCCGUUCCUUUAUCUUGUUGUUGAUGGCCAAUAUGAUGCUAAUAUUUCUGUCAUGACACCUGUUAGAUUGACACGCCGCAACCCCCAUUCCUACUUUCUUGAAUAAAGGCAGUUCAGCUGAGUCACUCUGGAACCUCUGACAGGCUGACGUGAUGAUGCCA
This is a messenger RNA of Monodelphis domestica (gray short-tailed opossum), 6329 nucleotides long. RefSeq lists its product as uncharacterized. Gene Ontology annotation, molecular function: DNA-binding transcription activator activity, RNA polymerase II-specific; RNA polymerase II cis-regulatory region sequence-specific DNA binding. Gene Ontology annotation, cellular component: nucleus. Lineage: Eukaryota; Metazoa; Chordata; Mammalia; Didelphimorphia; Didelphidae. The record is from RefSeq and is a predicted model, not a curated record. Gene Ontology annotation, biological process: regulation of transcription by RNA polymerase II.